AUGAAUGGUGCAGUGGAAGCUGCGAAUAAGAACAUCAAGAGAAUAUUGGGAAAAAUGACUAACACAUAUAAGGAUUGGCAUGAAAAGUUACCUUUUGCUUUGCUUGCCUAUAGAACAUCAAUCCGAACCUCCACAGGGGCCACCCCGUUUUCACUAGUGUAUGGGAUGGAAGUUGUACUGUCAAUUAAAGUGGAAAUUUCUUCUCUGAAGGUGUUGAUGGAGAUAAAAUUGGAUGAGGCAGAAUGGGUUCAGGAUCAUUUCGAGCAACUGAAUCUUAUUGAAGAGAAAAAGCUCUCAGCAUUCAGUCAUGGACAAAUGCCAAACGAAAGUCGGAUUCAGAAAGAGGGCGUCGAGAGAAAUUUUGGUGACUUUCUGACCCCUUCCGAUCACCGACGACCACCGCCGGCAGUGACUCACAUGGCGGUCGACGGAGUGCACGACGUUGGAUUCCGAAGAAAGCCAGAGAACCCCUAA
Messenger RNA from Durio zibethinus, 474 nucleotides. RefSeq lists its product as uncharacterized. The record is from RefSeq and is a predicted model, not a curated record. Gene Ontology annotation, molecular function: nucleic acid binding. NCBI's taxonomy places the organism in Eukaryota, Viridiplantae, Streptophyta, Magnoliopsida, Malvales, Malvaceae.